AUGAGCACCUUAACCUCCAGUUUAUUGCAAAACAUAUCAGUUGUGCGCCCUGAAUAUUUUUACAUCAGUGGAUUUUCUGGAAUACCUUUUGUGAAAUACUACUUCAUAUUUUUAUUUGUUACCUAUUUCGUUGCUGUGUUUGGAAACUCUUUUGUGCUUUUCAUGAUAUUUACUGACCGAAGUCUUCAUAUUCCUAGAUACAUGGGAAUCUUUAAUUUAGCUUUAGCAGACUUUGGUGAAACAAAUGCAUUGAUUCCCAACCUAAUGAAGACCUUUCUUUUUGAUUCACAGUACAUAUCCUACAAUGCUUGUUUGGCAAAUAUGUUCUUUGUUUUCUUCUUUCUCAGUGUACAAUCUUUAACUCUUGUUGUCCUGGCAUAUGACCGCUAUAUUGCUAUCCGUUUACCCUUAAGAUAUCAUUCAAUUGUCAGUAACUCCCUCAUGACUGCAGCUUUGGUGUCAGUAUGGUCAAUUUGCACUGUUGUAGUUGGCACAAUGGUAGGUGGCAUCUCCCGACUUUCCCUCUGUAAAACCAAUGAGAUAAAAAGCUAUUUUUGUGAUCAUGGACCAAUUUAUAAUAAUGCUUGUAAUGACAACACUAUGAGUUCAGUAAUGGCAAAACUUUGGACUGCACUAUUCCUUUAUUUUCCUUUGGUUGCUGUAAGUUUAUCAUAUAUAGGCAUUUUUCUUGAAUUGACUAAGAUUACGACAUGGGAGGGACGUCUUAAAGCUCUUAAAACAUGUUUCACUCAUAUGUUACUAGUAGGAAUAUUUAUUGUACCUAUAAUAAGUACAUAUAUUGCUGCUUUAACUUUUACUCUUCAUCCCAAUGCCAGAAUAAUCAAUACUUCACUUGCAAGCGCAAUUCCGCCCAUGGUAAAUCCCAUCAUUUAUGUCCUGAACACAAAGGAAUUCAAAGAUUUCAUAGUGAAAAUGUUUAAAAUCAAAAUUAAAUCUAAGUUAAAGGUACAAGCUUUACCAAAUUGA
Messenger RNA from Pygocentrus nattereri (red-bellied piranha), 987 nucleotides. Its product is annotated as olfactory receptor 52Z1-like. NCBI's taxonomy places the organism in Eukaryota, Metazoa, Chordata, Actinopteri, Characiformes, Serrasalmidae. Bases 1 to 987 code for a protein of 328 amino acids. The record is from RefSeq and is a predicted model, not a curated record. Gene Ontology annotation, cellular component: membrane. The transcript has a single exon. Gene Ontology annotation, biological process: G protein-coupled receptor signaling pathway. Gene Ontology annotation, molecular function: olfactory receptor activity; G protein-coupled receptor activity.